Encephalitozoon romaleae SJ-2008 is the source of this 855-nucleotide messenger RNA. Its product is annotated as T complex protein 1 theta subunit. Lineage: Eukaryota; Fungi; Microsporidia; Unikaryonidae. Gene Ontology annotation, molecular function: ATP binding; ATP-dependent protein folding chaperone. The coding region runs from base 1 to 855 and encodes 284 amino acids. Gene Ontology annotation, cellular component: chaperonin-containing T-complex. Gene Ontology annotation, biological process: protein folding. The transcript has a single exon. The record is from RefSeq and is a predicted model, not a curated record.
AUGGAUAUCGGGCAAACGCACCUAGGCGGGCUAAUAUCGAAUGCUCAACAGGAUGAAAAGGUAAGGUAUCACAUUGUAGGAUCGAAGGUAAGGAUGACAUGCAACCUUGUCAAGAGCUUGUACGGAAGAUCUCACCGGACAAAGCUCAUAGUGAAUGGAUAUGGGCAGGUUCUCCUUUCUUCUCAGCCUGGUGUUAUUUACGAUAAUAUCAAGAUGAACCAUCCUCUUGUGAAGUUGCUACAGGAUUAUGUCAAGAAGAUGGAUGUUGUUGGAGACGGGGCAACCUUUUUUGUAGUCCUUGUGUCUGAACUAAUUCAGGAGACCAUAGAUAUUAUUGGGAAGGGUAUGAAGCCUACGUACCUUAGCCACAUGCUUCGAGAGGUCCAUAAGGAAGUCGAGGAUCUUACAAAGGGGCUUCGGGUUGAACACAUUAUUAGAUUUGAGGACCGGGAGAGCAUAUCAAAAGUUCUGAGAGGAAUUUUGAAAGACAGUAAUCUAGAAAAGAUGGUUAGUGAAGGGAUAUCGCUUACUAGAAGUUUCAAUUCCGAAAAUAUUAGGGUUUGUAAGGUUGCAUGCGGAUCCGUGGAAGAUAGCUAUGUUGUCCAAGGAAUGGUGUUUAAUAGAUCGCCUGAAGGAGAAGUGAAGCAUGUGUUGAAAGGAAAGACAUCUAUAUACAACUGUCCAUUGGAUAUAUCAAGGACUGAGCUGAAGGGAACUGUUCUAAUGAGGACGGCCUCUGAGCUUUUGUCUUUCAGUAAGGACGAGAAUAAAAGGACUAAGAAGGCGGUGGAGUCCAUGGAUGGGGAUGUUGUGAUAUGCAGCGGGAAGGGGAUAAGAUAUAUCUUGACUUCUUGA